CGGGCCGGAAGUGGUCGGCCCCGCCCCGGAAGAGCUCGGGGCGGAGACGGGCGCGGGUCGGGACGGGAGUGGGACGACUCCGCUGCUGCGUUAGGUUUGCACCGGAGCUAAGAUGGCGGCGCAGACGCAGAGCGGGAUUCGCCUCAGCGCGCUUUGUCCAAAGUUCUUGCACACAAAUUCUACCAGUCACACUUGGCCGUUCAGUGCAGUUGCAGAACUUAUAGACAAUGCUUAUGAUCCAGAUGUGAAUGCUAAACAGAUAUGGAUAGACAAAACAGUAAUAAAGGGCAACAUAUGUUUGACAUUUACUGAUAAUGGAAAUGGUAUGACUUCAGAGAAAUUGCACAAAAUGCUCAGCUUUGGCUUCAGUGACAAAGUUACAAUAAAUGGCCGCGUUCCAGUGGGACUGUAUGGAAAUGGAUUUAAAUCAGGAUCUAUGCGCCUGGGAAAAGAUGCGAUUGUUUUCACCAAAAAUGGAGAGACCAUGAGUGUCGGCCUGUUAUCUCAGACCUUCCUAGAAGCUACAAAGGCAGAACAUGUCAUUGUUCCGAUAGUAUCAUUUAACAGGCAACGGCAAAUAAUUAAUCCAGAUUACAAAGCCAGCCUAAAGGCCAUCCAGGCACAUUCUUUGUUCUCUACUGAGGAGAAGUUACUGGCAGAGCUUGAUGCUAUCAUGGGGAAAAAAGGAACAAGAAUCAUCAUUUGGAACCUUAGAAAAGAUAAAGAUGGAGAAACAGAGCUUGAUUUUGAUAAGGAUAAAUACGACAUCAGAAUUCCAGAAGAUUUAGAUGAAGCAACAGGGAAAAGAGGGUAUAAAAAACAAGAGAGACAGGACCAGAUUGUGCCUGAAAGUGACUAUUCGUUACGGGCUUACAGCAGUAUUUUGUAUUUGAAGCCAAGAAUGCAAAUCAUUAUCAGAGGACAAAAAGUGAAAACGCAGUUGAUUUCCAAAAGUCUUGCAUACAUUGAACGUGAUAUUUAUAGACCAAAAUUUUUGGCUGCUAAAACUGUAAGAAUCACCUUUGGAUUUAACUGCAGAAACAAAGACCAUUAUGGAAUAAUGAUGUAUCACAGAAACAGACUCAUCAAAGCUUAUGAAAGGGUUGGCUGUCAAUUAAAGGCAAACAACAUGGGUGUUGGUGUAGUUGGGGUUAUAGAAUGUAACUUCCUAAAACCAACUCAUAAUAAACAAGAUUUUGAUUAUACCAAUGAAUACAGACUUACAAUAGCGGCACUGGGAGAAAAACUUAAUGAUUACUGGAAUGAAAUGAAAGCAAAGAAAAAUGAAGAAUAUCCUCUAGAUUUGCCAGUAGAGGAUCUACAAAAACGACCUGAUCAGACAUGGGUUCAAUGCGAUUCAUGUCUGAAGUGGCGGAAGCUUCCAGAUGGGAUAGAUCGCUUGCCAGAGAAGUGGUACUGUUCGUUGAAUCCUGAUCCACAGUUCAGGAAUUGCAGUGUACCAGAAGAACCUGAAGAUGAUGACCUAAUACAUCCGACAUAUGAGAAAACAUGUAAGAAAAAAGACAGGGAAAAACUAAGGAGGCGACUGGAGUACAGCCAACAGGUUAAUAAUGAAAUGUAUUUUAAAACACCUUCUGUCUCUUCAAUCAAAAAUGCAUUGUCAUCUAUAAGUAGAAAGGAGGGUGCUCUAAGAUCACACUUAACAGAAGCCUUAAACAUUUCUGUUACAAGAUCUAUAAACACUUCGAAUAAUAGAUUAGUAUCUUCACCUCAUUUGGAUCCUGAAAACAGCCUUAAACGGAAGAUUUCUGGUUGUUCACCUAUUACUUCAAAGACACCACGAUUAAAUAACCACACAUUUGACAAUCACACUGAAGAUGACGAUGAUGAGGAUGUCAUCAUCUUAGAGGAGAGCAGUACUCCAAAGCCUGCAGCAGACUGUGAUGUUACAAUAGUAAAAACUGAGCAUAUUAACAUGGAACAAGGCAGCAUGCAAGAGGAGCCUUGUGGUGCAGCUAGUUCAGAAGAUAAAUAUGAGCAGUGGACUGCAUCAACCCAAACUGAGAUCCCAAGUUUAGUUGUUAAAAAGGAAGAAGUAGAAGAUUAUGCAGAUAUGCAGUUACUCAGAUCAACGUUGGAAACAAGCCAAGAAGAAAUCAUUAAUGCUUCUGAGACAUCUUCUGUGGAUUUUAGCAUCAAAUUAAAUGAACUAAGAAAUCAGCUGCAAGUAGCAAACCAAGAAAAAGAAAAUUACCGAAAACAGUGUGAAAUGUUAACCAACCAGAUGAAAAUAUUAGAGCAGAAGAUACUAGAAAUGAAUGAUAACUAUGUGAAAAAGGAAAUGUGUCAUCAGUCAACUGAGACUACUCUUAUAUUCCCAGAUGACAAAGUAGAAAAUUUCAAAGAGAAAAGUCCAGAAGAAGUGGCUAUUUUAUAUGAGCAGGCCUUAAAAGAGAUGGAAAAGCUAAAGGAACAGUGUAGUACUUUGCUAAAUUUAAAAACGGAAUGCAGCAAAUGUUCUAACAAUGAAAAUAAAAAUGAGGUGGAUGAAAUUGCUGUGCAACUUGAUGAUGUCUUCAGACAACUGGACAAAUGCAAUACUGAGAGAGAUCAAUAUAAAAGUGAGGUCUGCCUGAUUGAGGAGCAAACUUUGACAUCAAACCACCCUAUUCUCUCUCAUCAACUAUCAGUCAUUUUCCUCUUCUUUCUACCCUUUGACAUCAGUGAUCUGAGCUCAUGAUGAAAGCUACCCCAUUCAUUUUCUUUUUUUCUCCAAACUAAAAAAUCCAUCUUUCAAGAUUAUACUUCUGCCUCUACACCAUGUAGUUUCCUGCAGAUAUUGUAUAUGGAUUUUCUUUCUAGUCAUUGCCUCUACCACCUCUCCUGACCUACCCCUAAGUGAACCUACAUUCCAAGUUGCUAUUCUCAGGACUUUGCCAAUUUGUCGCUGUUGCCUGGAAAAGAGUGUCAGUUACAUGUUUUAAAUACUUGCAUUCAAAGAACACACCAAGAGCCUAGGAGCUAAGUAGCCCACUCAUGGCUGACCCUGCUGUGGUUUUAAUUUGGAGUUGACCUUCUCCUAGAUCAGCUGCCAUCCAAAGCUUCUGACACCCAAUCUGGCAUCUUUUGUGAGGAGUAAAAUUUUCAUUUUGGAGAGAAGCCAUUAAUUUUUUUAAAAAAAUAUUCUAAACAAAAUUGCUGUGUGUUAUGGAAAUUGAUCAGUUUGGGUAAUUUGUCUCCAUCUUUUUCAAAACAUUUUUUAGAGGAGAGUAUCUAUACUCUGCCAUUACUUUUUGCUCACCAAGAAUUAGCUAAAACCAAGAAAGUGACAGCUAAUUUUAGAAACGAACAGGUUUUAUUUUUGGAAUUCACACAGGAUGGAUAAAUUAGUUUUUAAAAGAUCAAUUCUUUAAAUGUUGCUAGUUAUUUCCCUAUCUUAUAAUAUUAAAUUGCUAAUGUGGAUGUUUUGUAUGUUUCUUUGGCUUUCUAAUUGUUGAUAGAAUUUCAGAUUUUAUAGAGUGCGCCCUUCCAAGUUUCAUACUUUACUUUUUCAGCAUAGAUGAGCAUUUUAAGAGCCUCAUUAAUAGCCUUAAUCUGAAAACAACACACAGAUACAGAAUUGAUAAGUAAAUUGCCCAUGUUGUGUUUGUACUCAAGUCCACUUUUUGAUAUAUUGAACUUCCACAAGUCAAGAAAGCUGAAAUGCUUUGACCAGUCUAUACUCAACCAUCAGGGUUUGCAGUGUGAAAUCAAUGGAACUUGUGCUCCUAAAUAUGUUAAGUGCUUUUGAAAAUCCAACUGUUAGGUGUCUAAAUUAGCUUUAAAUGCCUAACUUUAGGCUUCUGUUUUUGAAAAUUUUGGCAUAUGUAAAGUAUGUUCACUAAUGUAUUGAAGGUCUUAACUUCUGAUAGUGAAUAUUGAAGCAAUUUGUUUUGAAUGGAAAGAUUUUAUGGCACUAAGACUUUUUAAUAACUACAAUUUUAACCUCUGAUACCACAAACACUUGUGUACACUCAUGUUGGUUUCAAGCAGAUGAGUAGUCACAUUGAAGAAAAUCUGAUAUUAAUGUGAGCAGAAUUACGUACCUGCUUAAAUGUUUGCAGGAUCAUGGUUUUAAUUUUCAAUAUUUUGUUUUCCUGUAGCAUUUUUGUAAAAUAUAGAUAUGAUACCCAACCAGUAGUGACGUUUUUAGAAAGCAUAAUUUAGUUAAUUUUAAUUUAUUGCAGUAAAACAAAUUUUCAGAUUCGUUUUUUAAAGCAUCAGUAAACUUUUAAAAAUCAAGUGAUUUGAUCAUUAGUUAAGCCAAUAAUUUAAAUCGCCUUAUUUUUA
Messenger RNA from Trachemys scripta elegans, 4290 nucleotides. RefSeq names its product MORC family CW-type zinc finger 3 (gene MORC3). Gene Ontology annotation, molecular function: zinc ion binding; ATP hydrolysis activity. The transcript is spliced from 16 exons. Bases 113 to 2701 code for a protein of 862 amino acids. Gene Ontology annotation, cellular component: PML body; nucleus. Lineage: Eukaryota; Metazoa; Chordata; Testudines; Emydidae. The record is from RefSeq and is a predicted model, not a curated record.